Sebastes umbrosus (honeycomb rockfish) is the source of this 1878-nucleotide messenger RNA. It is a transcript of the gene hoxb8a, whose product is annotated as homeobox B8a. Lineage: Eukaryota; Metazoa; Chordata; Actinopteri; Perciformes; Sebastidae. The coding region runs from base 720 to 1730 and encodes 336 amino acids. The transcript is spliced from 3 exons. Gene Ontology annotation, biological process: regulation of transcription by RNA polymerase II. Gene Ontology annotation, cellular component: nucleus. The record is from RefSeq and is a predicted model, not a curated record. Gene Ontology annotation, molecular function: DNA-binding transcription factor activity, RNA polymerase II-specific; RNA polymerase II transcription regulatory region sequence-specific DNA binding.
AAAAGCCAAUGGGAUGAAGAGCUGAUAAUAGAUGCAAAUUAUCCCUGAAACCGACACACACACACACACACUCACACACACUCACACACAUACACACACACACCGGGAAGAGAGAGAGAAAGAGAGGGAGAGAGAGCGCGCGCGCGCGAGAGAGAGAGUCGGACAGAGAGAGAGAGAGAGAGAGAGAGAGAGAGAGAAAAUAUGAAACAACUCAUUUGCAGAGGAGUAAAUCACGGAAUACCCGUUUGAGAGCGCGACAGGGCUCCCGCUUGCAGCGCUAACACCGGAAUUGUGAUGCGCACGAGCCCUUCCUCCUCCUCCACUUCUCCCUCUUCUUCUUCUCCUUCCUCUUCUUUUUCUUCUUCUUCGCUGGAGGUUUUAUGGAAUCGGUGUGAUUGUUGUUAUUGUUGUUGUCGUCGCGGUGGUAGUGGCUGUUACUGCUCUGUGCGGCUGCCGUCGCCGUUACGCACACCACAGCCGCUCGUCUGUUGUGGCCGUGAAGGGGAAACACCACAACAACACCGGUCACCGACACCGGCGGCAGACCUCUCUCUCUCUCUCCCUCCCCUCCGUGCCUCCUCUCCGUGUGUCGGUGUCUUUCUGCCUCCAAACCGCACAGGAAAAAAGAGAAAACAAUUGAAAGCCGCGGCUCUCUUCUUCCAGUCUGACUCCUCCGCCGAGCACCAACACAAACUGAAACAACAAUAAAAACACAAAAGAUGAGUUCAUAUUUCGUCAACUCGCUCUUCUCCAAAUAUAAAAGCGGAGACUCGUUACGUCCGAACUACUACGAGUGCGGCUUCGCGCAGGACCUGGCCGGCAGCCGGCCCACCGUGGUGUACGGCCCGGGCUCCGGAGCCACCUUCCAGCACGCUCCGCAGAUCCAGGACUUCUACCACCACAGCGCCUCCACGCUGCCCAGCAACCCGUACCAGCAGAGCCCCUGCGCGGUCACAUGCCACGGCGAGCCGGGCAACUUCUACGGAUACGACGCCCUGCAGCGGCAGACGCUCUUCGGGGCCCAGGACGCGGAUCUGGUCCAGUACAGCGACUGUAAACUGGGGAGCGCUCCGGGGCUCGCCGGAGAGGACGCGGAGGGAACCGAGCAGAGCCCCUCGCCUACGCAGCUGUUUCCCUGGAUGAGGCCGCAAGCUGCAGGCAGGAGGCGAGGACGGCAGACCUACAGCCGCUACCAGACCCUGGAGCUCGAGAAGGAGUUCCUCUUCAACCCCUACCUGACCCGGAAACGCCGCAUCGAGGUGUCGCACGCGCUCGCUCUGACGGAGCGGCAGGUGAAGAUCUGGUUCCAGAACCGGAGGAUGAAGUGGAAGAAAGAAAACAACAAGGACAAGUUCCCGAGCAGCAAGAGCGAGCAGGAGGCGGUGGAGAGGGAGAGGAGGGAGAAGGAGCUGCGGGAUGGCAGCGGGAGCGCGGGAGGAGAGGGCGGAGGUGGAGAAGGAGAAGGUGGAGGAGGAGGAGGAGGAGGAGUAGGCCCGGUGGUGGUGGUGGCGGGCACGGCGGGCGCUCAGGCCUCCGUCAAUGAGGAUUGCUGCGAGAAAACCCACAAGCAAAUACUUCCUCUGCUGCUCCUGCCGGGUCUUCUUCUUCUUCGUGCGCCCUCGUGUCCAGCGGAUAUCACCUCCAUGGCCCUCUCCCUCCCUCCUCCUCCUCUUUCACCCCUUCCUCUUCUUCUUCUUCCUCACCGUUCUGUUUGUCUCUUUCGGGGCUGAACCGGAGCAGCGGGAGUAUCCAGUCCGGCGCGCAUCCUCUCAACUCCGCUGAUAAUGUGCGCACAUUCUCCGGGCCGCUGAGCUCAUCUCUGCAGGGAUGCGCCUCGGAGCGGUUCUCCGGUCGGCCUCAGCAGCUCUGCUCUCUGAC